Molecule: messenger RNA, 2079 nt
Organism: Heterostelium album PN500
Lineage: Eukaryota; Evosea; Eumycetozoa; Acytosteliales; Acytosteliaceae
Product: ankyrin repeat-containing protein
Exons: 7
Coding region: 1-2079 (692 amino acids)
Cellular component (GO): cytoplasm
Molecular function (GO): GTPase activator activity; protein binding
Source: RefSeq, a predicted model, not a curated record
AUGAAUCAACAAACUUCACCGCGAUCUGCAUCGCCACCGACAACACCACAAAAAUUUCUGGAUACUUUCGAUGGCUCCAUAGAGUUGAUGGAUUCAAUCGAUGAUUCACCGCAGUUCCGAAAGCAAUUGAAGGAUACCGAGCAGAAUAUCGAGGAGCUCGGCAACAAUAUCAAAAAGAUACUAAAGUCGGCAAAGCAAUCGUGUGACUUGGGAAUCGAGUACAACACAUCGUUCAAAUCGUUCGCUGACGAUCUUCUCUCGUACCGUGUCGAUGCAAAGGUAAACGAUGAUCUUCUCGAGAAAGGAAUGAUUAAAUUUACAAACGCACUCAAAGAGAUAUGUAACUAUCGUGAAGUAUUACAUUUUGAAAUGGAGGCAUUGAUUCAUAAUCCUCUGCAAGAGUUUGCAGAGAAUGACUUGAAGAAUGUGAAGGAACAAUAUAAAAAGUAUGACAAGUACAGUCAGCAACACGAUAGUGCAGCGUCGAAACUCGGUCAGAUCAAGAAGAAGAACUCGACAAAGAUCGAGGAGGUCGGCCAGGAAGUGACCGAUAUAUUUCGUGCGCGUGUGCAACACAGCUUGGAUCUGGUGGAGAAGAUGAACGAGGUGCAGGCACGACGACGUUUCGAAUUCCUCGAACUCUUCUUUGUAUAUCUUCACGCGCAAUCGACAUUCUUCCACCAGGGCUACGAGUUGUUCCGUGAUCUCGAGCCACACAUGCGAAUCUUUUCAAGCUACCUACAAUCCACUCGUAAACAUUUCGACGAUGAAAAGAAAAAACAAACCAAUCAAAAGAAAGAUAUUAUUAAUAAACUAAAUGCAUCAUCUUCACCGACACAAACAUUCUCAUCUUCGCCAUCGGUCAAUGGUGGAAUACAAUUCAUGCAGGGAAGAGCAUCUAAUAACACUGCGAAACGUGGAUAUCUCUUUAAGAAAUCAGACUAUUCUUAUAAUCGUAGAUUCUUUAGCUGUGAAGAUGGCAAAUUAAGUUAUUUUAGAACAGGAAAUGAAACUACACCAUCACAUGAAUUCGAUUUAUUCUUAACAACAGUUAGAGUAAGAGAGGAUUUGGAACGUAGAAAUUGUUUUGAAGUACUCUCACCCGAUCGUUCUUUGAUAUUACAAGCAGAGUCGUACGAAAGUAUGAUGGAAUGGAUUCAAGUACUUCAAAACUCAACUGCAAAUCUAAUCAACAAUAUAUCUCCAAAAGAUAAACCUAAAUCACAAGUAAACAAUAAUAAUACACAGAACAAUAGUAAUAACAACAAUAAUAAUAAUAAUAAUAAUAAUAAUAGUACUUUGAAUUUUUGUAACACUAGCAAUGGAUAUGUAAAUAAUUCACUUUCACAAUCACAAGACAACUGCAAUGACAAUGACUCACCACUGGCAAUACUACGUUCGCUCGACCAAUCCAAUACAAUCUGUUGCGAUUGCAAUGCAAAAGAUCCAGAGUGGGCGUCUAUUAACUUUGGCUCGAUCGUUUGUAUCGAUUGCUCGGGUAUUCAUCGUGGUUUGGGCGUGCAUAUCACCAAGGUGCGUUCGUUGGUUCUCGACAAAUGGGAACCAGAGUUGCUCGGCAUGAUGAAGUGUCUGGGCAACGAUCGUGUCAACCGAGUGUUUGAAGCGUGCGUGCCAUCGGACCGCGUCAAACCAACGAUAAACAACACAUUCGAAGUACGUUCUCGUUGGAUACGCGAUAAGUACGACAAGCGAAUCGUCGGGGGCCGACUCGAACCACUACGAUCCUGCACACCAAUAUCGCUCGCCACUCCACAACGCCACUGCACACUCGCAAGCGCAGAACCUCUGUCUGCUGAUACAGAACGGUGCGCAAUCCGCCAUUCAGGACAUCGAUGGCAACACGCCGUUGCACGUCGCUGCCGACUCUGGCUCGUCGGCGUCUCGCUGCUGACCAUGACCAACAAGAACAACAAGACAGCACUCGAUCUCGCAGUGGACAAAGGUCAGGUCGGCUGUGUAGCAAUUCUCAGACUAGCACAACUUCAACGCGACGAAGGUAAACUUACGUUUGACGAGUCAUUUGCAGAGGUGUUACGAGGUUUCUCAAAAGAGAAAUAA